Messenger RNA from Pelobates cultripes (western spadefoot toad), 12969 nucleotides. The record is from the annotation of a GenBank genome assembly. Lineage: Eukaryota; Metazoa; Chordata; Amphibia; Anura; Pelobatidae.
CGCAACAUGGCGCCGGGAGCCGCCCACAUGACGCAGGGCUGACGUCACAGGCUGUGUGUUUUGUUUUUUUGGAAGGCUGGGGAAGGCUGUGCAGACAGAGCAGCCCUGGGCAGCGAGCUGGGAGGAUAGCAGAGCACAGCCUGGUGAAGGAGAAGGAUUCACAAUUUGGAAUUUUUUUAAAAAGGCUCACAGGCAAGAUGCCAUCAGAGAAGAGUUUCAAGCAGAGGAGGACUCUGGGUAGGUCCCUUUAAAUCCCCCCCAAGUUGGGCCUGUGUGUCUAUGUGUAGCUUCCAGGGCAGAAGGGGUUAAAUCAAGACCUAACUCCUAAUGUAUCAGCUUGAAGUGGUUAUAGUCAUGGGCACACUACCAUCUAAAGUUCCCCUAGGGAUCCCUGUGUUGGCCCCAGGUACUGCCAUGGGGGGUGGGGGGGGGUUGUUUAUUAGAGUUACAGGCUAUAAUGAUAAAGCAGUUCAAUGUCUACUUGUACCUUUUUCACAAUUUUAUUUAAAAGCUGCAUUUCUACAUUGAUUUGGGGUGUUAGGGCUGAGUAUUGUCUUUGCCUAACAUAUGGGGGGGGAGGGGGUUAUUGGCUGCUAUGAAGGGGUUAAUAUACACUACAUCACCCUGCCCUUGCCAGCCAUAGCUGCAGAUUAUAUGAAUGUUCAGGUAUAUUCACAGUGUGCAUUGUCUUUGUAUACAGGGUUAUGUAACAGGAGCCUGGGCAGGCUGAGUGUUAUGGUCCCUUAAGCCCUGGGUAAUGGGAAGGCCAGGGGGAGGCACAGAGGCAAGGCACUGCAGUGGGAGCUGGGGGUGGGAGCUGCUACAAUUCACUCUAGUGUUACAGUAUAGACUGAGAAUCCCCUGCUACAGUCAUGUCUGGAGCUCAGUACACUAACAGGGCAUUGCACUCAUUGUAUGUAUAGAAGCAUCCAUAAACACAUACCAUGGCAAGCUCUGUAUAGUUUCCUUUGUUUAUUUAUUUUUCAUAUCUGCACCACAACAAACACAAGAUCAUAUGACUCCCAUGAGUAGAUUACUUCUGUUAUGUCUGUGUGUAUUCUGCAAUAUGUUAAAAUAUUGUGAUGGCAUGAUUGUCAGCUGUCUCCUUGUGUCGUAAUAAUGUUAUUCUGAAAUGUCUUAACUUGGGGUGAGCAGUGAACGUCAGGAAAUCCACUUGUAUUGCUACACAUGGGUUUAAAGGCCUGAGAUUUCUUUUUAGGUCAAUCCAAAUACUGACUAGCAUCUGGGGUGAGAUUGAGGUAGAUUUAGGGCCAGCUGGUGGCUGGCGAGCCCUGCCAGGCAUUGUCUGGAUAUAAGGUAAGCUCGAUAACCAGCUGUAAAUCUCUUUGUGUAUCCUUGUUUGCAAACAACACAAGGAAUAUCUGCUAUGUGGGGGAACAUAUUCCCCAGAACACGGCCAGCUACCCAAAGAAAACUCUCCCAUCUUCCUCAAAUGGGCCAGCAAAAGGUCAGGAGGAACGAAGAGGAGUUCUGUAUGAUCUGAUCAAAAUCAAUAUGGCCUUUACUGUGCUGGGAUGCUCACAGGACAUCUGUGUUGGGUCACAAAGCCAGGGUCCAAGUGUUGAUUUUACACAAAGGACCAAUGAUCUGAUGAUCAAACGUACUAAAAGUCAUAUCUCAUUGCUUUGGAAAACAUUAGAUAGUAACAGUAUCGAUAUCCAGGAGAUUAUCGAAAUCAUUUGAUAUAAUCUUUAUUAUCAUUAUUCUACAUAAGCAUAUUUUCUCUGGACGUGUAAACCUUUGCAUGUUAGGGGAGCAACAGUCUGCUACGUAGAGAAACCUUAAAGACCUGCCUGGGAUCUAACAGGUUAAACAAAGCUCGCGUCUGUUGCACUGAACAUCAAAUGAUGUCACCAUGCAGUGGCAAAUGCAGGAUUCGUUUUUAUUUAGGCGUGUUUUUUUUUUUUUUAAUCCUUUUUUUUUAUUUUUAUUUUAUUUCACUCGCCUCUUACAGGAAAAGUGUUUUUCUCUGAUCUUCGUUAUUAUAUACCAUUCAUUUUCUAGCACAAUAGGUGUGUAGGUGGCCAGAACUUUGGGAUUUAUAAAUUAUCCAAAAAUAUAAAUUAGCCACUCUCUAUGGACGGUAUCUAAUUCCAAGGUGAAGGCCCCCAAUCACCAAUAUAAAAUAGUUUUAUUAUUCUUGCAAUUCUAAUUUGUAGGAUGUAACCCUUUUUCAAGUACAAUAGGCAUUAUAUUCCAAUACAUUUAUAAACUAAACAGUAAAAUAGGGGCGAUAUUUCAUAAUACAUAUUCCCCCACUUUACUGCUUUUCCAGACAAGCGAUUUUGGACUAAAUCUUGCAUUUUAUUUGGUCAACUUACUGUUUAGCUCAGGGGUCCUCAAACUCCGGCCCCCCAGAUGUUGCCGAACUACAACUCCCAUGAUUCUUUGAAUUACAUAGCCAGAGAAUCAUGGGAGUUGGAGUUCAGCAACAUCUGGGGGGCCGGAGUCUGAGGACCCCUGGUUUAGUUUAUCAACCUCCAGAUUACAGGUAAAUAAAAUCUAGAGGUACAAAAAAUGUACAUAUAUUGGGGAGUUGAUCUAUAAUAGUGUGAAUGUGCUCAAUUUUUAAAUAUGUAUUUAAUUUUACUUCGAAGAACCAUAAUGUGUCCGUUUUUUAUUUUCCUAUGGCUCCCAAGUCCUUGUUAUUUUGGCAGAUUGUCAAGAAGCAGGGAAUAUGAUGUAUCUAUUGUAGAAGAGGGAAUAAUCAUUUAUUGUUUUGAUCUUGGAAAAACAAAGGACGUCUUGUUGGGAACAUGUCGUACAAUUAGUCCGAUCCAGUCUUUAUGACACAGAAUCUAUCAAUGCGUCUAAUGGUAGCUUAUUACUUAAUGACAGGUUAGAAUGCGAUGGUAUGUAGGCAUUAUGCAAGGUAUAUCUCAUGCUGAUGAUAAGAUAGGUAUUCUGAGUCAUGAAAACAUUUGAAAUCAUAGACUUUUCUAACCGUGGCCUGUCUGCCUGGCCAGCUGUCAUACCACGUGACUGCUGUGCUGUGUCACUUCCUUCAUUAGAAGUAUUCUGCAUUUUUAUUAAAUGUUUCCUGUGGCGAUUUAUUAAUGUGGAUUUCUUAGAAUGCAUGUGUAUACCUGCAGACUGACUACAGGAUCAGCAUCACUGAGUAUGGUAUUAUGGGAAGAGAGCUAUUAGACAGAAUGCAUAAACCAUGAAGAAUAAACAUUAACAGGUUCAUGCCGUGACAGUAGGAGCCAGAGCACUGCGAGGAGUGCAGAGGUUAAUGUCAUCUGUGUUCAUCCUAUUCCGCAUGUGGGCCACAUCAGACAGUCCAGCUCCCAGUCAGGUGGGCCAAAGCAGAUAGACUUCCCCAACAGCUCAAUAUCAUGCACAUUCUGUAAUGGAACGUGCUGCAGAAGGUCAGACAUUCCCCGUGGCUAUCGCUCAAGGCCCUUAAACCCUUAAUGACACAACUUCUGGAAUAAAAAGGGAAUCAUGGUGGAAUAUUUCCGUCAUGUGUCCUUAAGGGGGCUAGUGCCCAAUGUCCAUAGAUUAUCUUUCUUCAGGAGGCAAAAUCUUGAGCCUGCAGGGUCCCCAAAACUCGAUUGCCCCUGAGGGUUCGUGGAAGGCUGCCUUGGUGUUUCUCCAGGUGGGCCCCCAGCCCAGGAGAGGAACGGGAAGCUAGGGCAGCAGUUUGUGUUGCUGGAGUAGCUGGAGGGGUGAGUGGCCAAUGAGCGCACUGUCUAGGAAAUGGACAGUGAGUAGUGGUGGUGUGAUGCAGCGAUUCCGCUGUUGUGGCUGGGAAACGAGGGUUGCUUUUGAUGCGGUGCUAGAACGCCUGACAGAUCACUUCAAAUCUUGCCUUAAGUUGCUCCCUCCACUCUUGGUCUCCAGGACCUGUUCGGUCAUGUCGGUUUGGAGGCACGGUGGCCAUCUUGGCUCCACCACACGGUUGUCGAUGCAGUUAAGCUCUGCUCUGUGCCAUUAGAGACUUGUGCCACCCCAGUGGGGACCGGGAUGUCCCCCAUCAGUUCAAGGUGGAGGUAGCGGGGCUACCACAAGCUAUAUUGAGGUGCGGUCACCGGCUCUGGAGAUCGGCUGCUACUCCCAGCCACCGGGCCAGCACCCUCAGUAGGCCGCAGAGUCCGACGUGAUGGAGGCUGUGCAAAGCACAGCGAUUUGGGGGUUUGUCAAAUUAGCUUGUGGAGAUGUGUCUGCUGCUAUCCCCGGGCUUCAUUUAGCAAGAUUUUGGGUUGCAAUAGCUUAAAUUCGGCCCAAGUCAGCAGGAGCUAACGAGAGGCACGUCCGUCCAUCUUGGGUGUCAGGCCCCUCCCCCCUAAAUUUCAUAUUUUGAUAUGUAACUUAGCACUUUUGGAUGCUAAUAUAAUUUUUUUUUGCAAAUGCUGAACUGUUCAAACUCAGAAUAGUAUAUUUGUUACAGUUCCCCGAACUAAACUCUGACUUACCUAUAGUGAAUACCUAAAUUGCACGUACUGCCAUUUUUAAAUUGCUAUCAUGGGAUAUUUAUUAUUAGUAGCAGUAUUAUUAUUAUUAUUAUUAUGAUGAUAUUUAUAGAGCACCGUCAAAUUCCGCAGCGCUAUACAAUGGGUGGACGAACAGACAUGUAGUUGUAACCAGACAAGUUGGACACACAGGAACAGAGGGGUUGUUGGCCCUGCUCAAUGAGCUUACAUGCUAGAGGGAGUGGGGUAAAAUGACACAAAAAGGUAAGGAUAGUAUUAGACUAAUGACAGUUGCCGAAGAGGAAUCAGUCAGGAGCUAUUAACAGUUUAAUUGAUACGCUUUUAUGAAGAAGUGGGUUUUUAACGAUUUUUUGAAGGAGUGGAGACUGGGUGAGCAUCUAACGGAGGAGGGAAGGAGUUCCACAGGAACGGUGCAGCCCUUGAGAAAUCUUGAAGGCGAGCAUCAGAGGUGGGAGUACGGACAGAAGAUAGACGUAAGUCUUCAGCAGAUCGUAAGGGCCUAGACGGGACAUACUUGUGUGUAUAAGGGAGGAUAGAUAGGUGGGAGCAGCAUUAUGUAGAGAUUUGAAAGCAAAUAAAGAUAUAUUUAAACAAAUAGAUAUAAGGAAGGGAUUUAGACACAAACUAGUCUCCAAGGUAUGCAAUAGUUAUUCUGGCUGCGUGAUAUUUGAGUCCCAAAGCUAGUCUCAAUUUCAUAGCACUAGUAAGCUGAGACAGAUGGCUGAACCCAUGGGGGUGUCUGUGUCUACAGGGGAACAUUGAAUAGGCAGGUCCUAUCUCUCUGUAGAAUUCCUCGAGCUCCCGGAACAUGUUUGCGGUCAUUGGUAAAGCAGAACAAUGUAUCCAAAGGAGAAGCGAAACUAUUAAUUAAUUUUUGAUCUGAAACUCAUCUCUGUGUUUUUGUAUUAAACCAAUGUCGGUUUCUUUUCCUCAAUUGUGAGAAUAUUGGCAAGUCUAUAGAAAGCUGCAAGUGAUGUAUGUUUACAAUAGAAAGGGGAAAAAAAAUAGAAUGAUGGCUACAGUAUUACAAUCUUACACUAGUUUUACGCUCUGCCACUGGGAAUAAACAUAUCUCACUUCCCGAUGUGGAAUGCAUGAUAAAAAUAAAUGUGAUGCCGCUUGAUGUAGUAAACACUAAUGAUAUAAUCAGUGUGUGGAUAUAGUCCUGUUUCCAGUAGUGCGGGUUUUAGACUUGCGCACAAAUCCUGUUCAGCUUUGUGGAAUGAAUCAAAUGCCGGUUAAUCACAGAUUGAAUCGUUUGACCAACAAUUAACAGGCAUUCAAUUCGCUCAGUGCCGUUGAAUGGGAUUUGGUUGCUAAUAGAUUACUGUGGGCGCAUCUCUUGGUACAAUCGAUCUACCCAGUAACUGUGUAAUCCUUGCCCCACUCCCCUCCCACAAUUUAGCCUAAAAUUUGAAAAACUAGAAUUCGAAGUGAAACGUUCUGCGGCGGAGGGGAUAUUUCUGAUUGGUAUUUUCCCAACUCCCAGGACUGUGCUUCUCAUGAUCUGUAAAUUUGUCACAGGUUUGUACAUUAUAUCACAUGUCUCCCUUCAUACAUGGACUUCAGUCUUGGCGGUAUCUUCUUUCCUUCUGAGUGAGCUUGUGCUUCUUAGCUUGUUCUGUUGGUCUUUCAAAUGUAGUCUUUGGAACGAGGUUCAUCAUUGAUCCUCACCUGAAUAGAAACCGCUAAAACCUUUCCUUUAUCAUUUUGUAGAUUUAUAGACCUGGCUAUGUUUCUGGAGAACCUAAAUAACUGCUCCUCUGAACAGGUCCUAAAGAUCUGACAGAGCCCCAGCUGUAGACUAGAUGAUGAUCAUCUUAAGGAGAAAGCACAGGUCCCAAUGGGCAGGUUUUUGAAGAUGAGAACACUAUCCCAAGUCGCAUCCGCUCUGGCUGUGUGUGUCUGCUAAGUGGAGCUAAUUAUCAUUCUGGUUAUAGCAUGUCUGUAUCCGUUCUUCCAUUAGAUCUGCAUCACGGAGAAAAUUGCUCUCUAAUAGCCUUAUAAAUGCUCUGGCCCUUUGAGACAUCUUCCACUGUAAUAGAAAGUGGAAUAGAAUAUAAAGAAUAGAAGGGAAAUGAAAUAGAAAGUGCUUAUCUUCAUUAGAAUUGGUCACAGGCUGCACAAUUUUAUUAUUGUACUUAAACUCACCGAUAUAUACGCGGGAGCCAGGUACAGAAGCUCAUAUAUCCAUCUGGUUGUACAGAGAAAAAAUGGAACACUGAAAAUCUGUAUGAAUUGUGCACCACAUAUCUAUUACAUUUAAUAAAAUUGCCACUAAUAUAAUUGUAUAGUGCCUGUGGGGUUCAUCUAGGCUUCGUUUAAAACACACUAGUGUACUGUUAAGGUUUCAGUCCCAUAUGGUGUGCCCUGCUGCACAAUUUAACACACGUUUUUGUGUUUGUGUUUCAGAAGACUGCUCUAAAUGAAAGAGUUUCCUCCUCACAGAUAUGGAGAGAGAAUGUUUUUGUGAUUUAUUUAUUUUACUGGAUUGUGAACUUUAAACAGAGCGAUUAGUGUUAGCUCUUGAAUCACUCUCUUUGUUCCUUGUGGUUUUGAUAUACAAAACAAACCCCAACAAAACAAAAAGUAAAAAAAAGUUGUGUCCAUGUUUGUGAUAUUUAACCCUUUGACUGCUGCAGAUGUGUCUAGCAUCUCUUUAUUCAAAGGGUUAAAUGUUUAAUUCCAUGUAUACAUUCUGUUGGUGGUAGAUGUACUGGUUGUUACAGAUCUAUUGGUCACAGGCGACAGAUGUUUCAUUGUGUCACAUGGCAGGUACGUUGAGGGCACCAGGUGUACAUAGAUAACAGUGCCGUCCUAUUGUCUGGUUUACGUGAGACAGAUUACCUGGCAGCCAUCAUUGUGUUAUGGCUAAACUCAGCCCACAGGCUUCCAUGGCAGCUGGAGAGACCUGCAAAUGGUCACCCAUAGUUUAUUUCCACAUUGGGGUUUAUUUUUAAAGAGUGUGUUUACAAAGAACUUAAAAUGACAGUGAAAUUUUUUUAUAAAAAAAUUUAAAAAACUUUCAAUCUCCUGAGACAGCAGUUUGUGCACACCCUUCACAAUUUAGUAAAUACCCCCCAUACGGGAUUAAUGUUGUUAAUUGUAAAGUAUGAUGGAAUAGCUAGCUGAAUCUAGUCUGAGUCCUGGCCUCUGUAUUGCAAUGGGGGAGAGGUAUGGGCAGACGAGAUGCCGACAAAGGUGUACAGGUCUCACUGGGUCUCGUUAUAAUAAGACACUGAACGCAUUUUUUAUAUGGUAAUUAUGUUAGGUCUCUGGAAUUGGUCCUUUUUAUGUGAACAUUUUCAAUAAAUUAAACUGCAAGAGGAAUCAGACACCGAUCUCUGUGAGUGUUAUAGAAAUAUUUUAUAUAUCGGUUCUCCCAGAGAGCAUGAUCAUGUAUUUGAUCUUUUUCUUCCAUAAACUGUAUUUGGUGUUUUGUACAAUUUCCCUCUGUGGACGUUGAAGCAUGGGGCUAGUUAAUUAGCCCUACUGGCAUUACUGAUGGCUGAUGAUCAGAUUAGUGUUCAGGUCUCUGGUUUAUUUAGCCCCAGUAACAUGUCCAAUGUUUUGGGAGGUGCUCCUGGUCCGUCCCAAUGACAUUUCAAGGAUUGGCGUAUAAUUAUGAGUUGCUGUAAAUUUAUCUUGGCUUUUGUCUCUUUCUUUCCUCAGAGCAAAGAGUGGAAGAUGUUCGACUCAUCCGGGAACAGCAUCCAACCAAAAUUCCGGUAAGACCCCAUGAUCAAUGUCAGCGUAUCUCCAUAUUAGAGCAGGGUUAUAGGGAGAUGGGGAAAAUAUUAUGAUCUGAUCAUGUGAGGUGUGAAUUCGUAAUCUAGAUUUUUCUCUUGCUGGUCUGUUCAAGGCAAAAAAUAAAUUAUAUUAAUCUGCAUAUUCUAGAAACCACCUGGGUGAGGAUAAAAAUCUGUUAAUAGUGGGGGGAGGGAGGGGGGAAAUGAUCAAAAAAACAUCAAAACCGCAUAAAUAAUCGUAAUCUAACAUACAGGUACCUAGAAUGUCCCUGUACAACAUGUGAAGGAGACACACAUAUAACCCUCUCAACAAAAAAAAAAAAGCAAUUGGUUGAUGAGCAGAGAAGAGGGAUCACAUAACAUCCUGUGAGCUUAAACUGUAACAUUCUUUACAUGAACCAAACUUUAUCAUUCCCCCCCCCCCACUAUUUCUAAACUGCAGCUGUCAUUCUGGCUGAUCAGAUUUCAUUAUAAAGCCAGGUUUAUGUACUAAAGUUAGUUUCCCAUUGUACAGCGCUACAGAAUUUGCUGGCGCUAUAUAAAUAGUAUAUUUAAAAGUUAAUAUUUCAAAUAGCCAGAUUGGAAAAAAUUCUAUAAGUCAGUCGUCUCCCUUUGAUUACUCUGGCCUUCAAUUUGAAAUUAACUUUGCUUUCUCUCGUUAGUAAAUAACCCUGAGAGUAUUUCCUUUGCUACGUUUUCUUUUCUCCAUAUUCUCCGGUGCGUGCUAGAUGUCCCAUAUGGGGGUUAGGGUUUGAAAUAAAUAUGAGACAUGGCCACCUUUUAUCCCGAAUAAAAUGGCGCCAGUAUAUCCGCUUACCACAGCGUGUAGUUAUAUGGAUUAUGGAAACAAAAGGAGUGAAAUCUGUUCAGGAGACAGGAGUGGAUUUUGAACCGGUUGACCCAGUGCGCUGCUCAUACCAGACUUGGCAUUAAUGUGUCCAUUUUAUACAGGGUGUUGGUAUAUUGAAUAGAAACAGAGCAUCAUGGGUAAUGUGAGUGUGAAUUAAAUGGGAGUUGGUGUUGCCUGUUACUUGACUCUGGGAUUACAGGUUGCAAUUUCGAAGUCUCUACAAGUGGUCAUACAGCGCUACGUAGUAAGCUGACGCUUUAUCAAUAAGAGCAGAAAUGUGCUGUAGUUUAAGGGGGUUAUAAAAGUUUUGGCUAAAAGUUGUUUUGGUGUCUAUAGUGUCCCUUUAUAUCCACCUCAACCUUACUGUCAGCCACAAGAGGCGCUUCCACUGCACUGAGAGUAAAACUCGGCCAAGUGAUGCGGACGCCUCUAAUACAAUACUAUUCAAUGGGAAGGCUUGAAUGUAAGCGACACUUGCUGUGCAUUAGGUCCCCAGAGCACCUAGGACCAUCAUGACAAGGCCUCCUCCAUGAUGUUGCAAGAGGUGAGCAGGAGGGGGUUUGUAUUCCUAAUGCUAUAGCGUUCCUUUAACCACCAUUCUCCAGCUUUUGCUGUUUUGGGGUUUGUACCUCCUACAAUAUACUCAGUUCCUGGUUUGGUAAAUAAACAUCCAUUUGACUAGCAAGCAACCUGUGCAGCAGUUUGAGGUUGUGUCCCUGCAAUGCUCUCUCACUAAUGCAGAUCAUGUUACACAGAUCCUAUUACACAGGUCUACAGCCAGAUGGCUGCUAAAUGCACGGAUAGUCAGAUGACUGCUGCGUACAACUUCAGGCACUUUAUUUUCUUGCUGGGCAGUAACUGGCCUUUUCCAAGAUUACGUCACUGCAGUAUAGGCAUACAGAUCGCACCAUAACGGAUCAUUCAGGAGAGAAUUUACAGCUGUAAAACAUUGAACCUUAACUUACCUCGAUUUCUGUCCCUUUUAAACUGUAUUAAAGGCAAUGACUAUUGCGGAUAAAGUGAAAUGCACGGGAGGGGGUCCUUACACAGCUUUCUAGGUUUGAGAGAUUGUCAUGGUUUUCCUUAAAUUGCUAACUCUUCUCUUGCUCUUUUGUCCUACAGGUUAUUAUUGAAAGGUAUAAGGGGGAGAAGCAGCUUCCUGUGUUAGACAAAACGAAAUUCCUUGUGCCAGAUCACGUUAACAUGAGUGAAUUGAUUAAAAUAAUCCGGUAAGUGAAGCUGGGCACUCCCUACGUGGUUCCGGUUGAUAGAGCUAUAUAACAAAUGAAUCAGCCCAAUAUAUCUAUUGUACAGCGCUAUGGAAUCUGAUGGCGCUAUAUAAAUAAUAAAAUAUUAUGCAGAGAGAAAAAUCAAGGUUUAGUUACUAGAGUGUGACUUGUCAACAAUUCAAGGGGGAUUUCACAUUUUAGAUCAAAAUGGCUGAAUUGAAACAGAUGUCUGGGAGAAUUUCCCCAUUUUGAAUAUUGUGAAAUGUUAAAUUCCUGUAGCAGAUGAUACAAUGUUGCUUUGUUCAUAAUUUCAUAUGCAUGAAGUAACAUCACCUUCUGCAGCCUUACACGGUUUAGUUGAUCUACAAGCACCAUAAAAAGUCUGAAACUAUUUUAAUGCCCAUCUCUAUGGAAGCUGGGUGAAGAAAUGCUACAAUUAAAGGGACACUCCAGACUCCUAAAGCUAUUUAGCACUGAAAUGCGUUGCGUGCGAAGAGAGAUUUUGUUCCUGGAGCUAAACUCAAGAGGCAGCAAUUGCCAAAAUGUAAUGCACAAUUUAAUUUGGGGUAUAUCUACUAAGUAGUGUUUAAGCUAGUGUAGUGUCUCUUUAAAUUCAUUAUCUCUCAACUUGGGAAUGUAGUGUAUAUAACUAUUUUAAACAAUGAUUUAAAGGGACACAAAGCAAUAUGAUCAAUGCACUUGUUUGUUUAACAAUUUUCAAGAUGCUUGGUAAAAUACCGAGGGUUUCCUGGACGCUAUCAGUGGGAUUCAACCUUGCUGAAUCAUUGGAAACGUAUUUUUCUACAAACUGACACUAUCAACCAAAACGUGUCAAUUUGUAUUUCUCUAUCUAGUUAAAAAACAAAACACACAAACAUUCAACUGUCCAGAAAUUAAUAUUUUAACAUUUAGCUCAACAGGGUGAGGAGGCUUUUUUUUUUUUUUUGGUUUAAGAGCUUUGGUAAUCGUUUGUUUCUGUUACAGGAGACGCCUACAGCUAAAUGCCAACCAGGCUUUCUUCCUUUUGGUAAAUGGCCAUAGCAUGGUGAGUGUGUCUACACCUAUCUGCGAAGUUUACGGUGUAGAAAAGGAUGACGACGGCUUCCUGUACAUGGUAUACGCAUCUCAGGAGACUUUUGGGAUGAAUUCUGCAUAAAAUACACAACAGAAUCAGCUACUAUUAUUUGAUUUUUUUUUCUGGGGGACAAUUAUUAUUAAAAAAAGCAUUUCCUUCCCAGUAUAUGCUACCCUUUAAGUUAUAUAAUUUUAAUAAUUCUAACCUUUAAGUUUUUAAACUUUUGUUCCACAUUAAAAUAUGAACCGAAAAGUUUAAUUCAGGUUCGUUGUGUCAACGUUGGAUUUUAUUCUCCCCCUCCAAGUACAAUCUGUUACUUCCAACAAAAACUGUGGGUUUUAAACGGUAUGUAACAGGGUUACUCACUAAAGUGAGAAUUUUCGGAAAUUUUAAGUGAAUAUAUAAAGCCAAAAUCGCCAAAAAAGUCUCCCAGGCAGCUUGGCUUCUGGCUUGGUAAAUAACGAUGUAUGUAUGAACUUUUCAGAUUCCUUUUUUGCAAAUGUUUUACCUAAUUUGUGUGUACCCUUAUAUAGUGGCACCAGUACCAUCACAGCUAGUUCCCUAUGGCUGUCAUACUAUUGCUCUUUCAAUAGUUGGGUAGCUUAGCAUUUAAGAUGUACAUUAGUAGUUUAAAUUCAAUGCAGACAUCAUUUAACUACCCUGAGCCAUGUUCCAAAUGUUGCUCCAAUUAGAUUUAUUGUAGGCUGCUUAACGCUAGGUUUGAAUUAAGUGCUGAAUAUAUAUUUUUCCCUAAUUUCGUACCAAAAUGUAAAGCGCUGUUCGAGACAUAUACCAUGCAGGAGCCUUCUAAAGCAUGCAGAGGGCUAAAAGGUUGCCAAUUCUAAAUUUUAUAGGUAUAAGACAUUAAAACAUGCUUUUUAUGCAUCAGAAAGCUUGGUUUUUGAGACAUUGAAAUAUACUGAUAUCAGACCAUUCUGUGCUAAGAUAAUACCUAGAAUUGUUAUCCAAAAUGGCAAUGAAUUAUUUAUAUUACUCUAAAGGUUCUGCCAAAUGUAAUCAGUCCACAUUGUAAUUAUGUACAUUAUCCUGAGUGUAAGUGUUAAUGGAUUAAUAUCAAAAAUAUUGCAAAUGAAAACUCAAGCCAUCUUAACAUUUACCACUACUGUGGCAAGCUGACACGUUUAAGAAAUACAUGUAUUCAUCCUAAUAUAGACUUAGAAAAGAGUUUAUCCUUUAAGUGUUUAAAUACGCAAAUUUUUUAGUUUUUCAAGGUAUGACAACUAUGUAGAGUGAGUGGGUUAGAAAGAAAUAUUAAAAAAGCAAUAUUCCUGCAUUUCAAUAUUCUGCACAGAGCAUUAUUUACUUAAAAUAAUAUUUUGCACAUAUUUUGCUUUGUUACUUCCAUUUUUAAUCUUAACUAUUUUAAACACAUUUGCAUUGAGUGUCAGAGGGGUGAGUUUAAAGGGUAUUUAAAUUGGAUGCUGCCCCCACCCCACCAAUACUCAGUGACGUUCAAGUUUUUUUGUUUAACAACAAAUCUUUGUUUUAAUUCAUCAUAAGAUGUUGUUGCCUUUUUGUUUUGUCCUUUCAAUGGUUUUCUUUCCUGUAAAAAUAAAGAUUUUUUUUAAUAUAAGUUGCAUAUUGUGGC